Molecule: messenger RNA, 3157 nt
Organism: Phacochoerus africanus (Common warthog)
Lineage: Eukaryota; Metazoa; Chordata; Mammalia; Artiodactyla; Suidae
Gene: IL23R
Product: interleukin 23 receptor
Exons: 11
Coding region: 235-2130 (631 amino acids)
Biological process (GO): cytokine-mediated signaling pathway
Cellular component (GO): external side of plasma membrane
Molecular function (GO): protein binding; cytokine receptor activity
Source: RefSeq, a predicted model, not a curated record
AUUUUGAACCGGGCAGUUUGAGUUCCUCUUCAAGAAUCUGAAAUGUAGGUCGGGGCUUUGCUGACAUUUCCAUUUGCCUCACUGCUGAACAUCUGAAGUGAUCGUUGAUGGGUAGGCAGAAAAGAAAGAAGACGUGAUAGAGGCAAGAAGGGUAGCAGCCUGGCUCUGAAGUGGAAUUAUGUGCUUCAAACAAGGUGAAAGAAAGCGACAAAGAGCACUUUCCUGCUUUCAGGCAUGAAUCAGGUCACAACUCAAUGGGAUGUGGUCAUAGCUCUUUACAUAUUCUUCAAUUGGUGUCAUGGAGGGAUUACAAAUAUAAACUGCUCUGGCCACAUCUGGGUAGAACCAGCCGCAGUUUUUAAGAUGGGUGUGAAUAUCUCUAUAUAUUGCCAAGCAACAAUUAAGAACUGCCAACCAAGGAAAAUUUACUUUUAUAAAAAUGGCAUCAAAGAAAGAUUUCAAAUCACAAGAAUUAAUAAAACGACAUCUCGUCUUUGGUAUAACAACUUUCUGGAGCCACAAGCUUUUGUAUACUGUACUGCUGAAUGUCCUGGAUAUUUUCAAGAGACACUAAUAUGUGGAAAAGACAUUUCUUCUGGAUAUCCACCAGAUGUCCCUGACAAAGUAACCUGUGUCAUUUAUGAAUAUUCAGGCAACAUGACUUGUACCUGGGAUGCCGGGAAGCCCACCUACAUAGACACAAAGUAUGUGGUGUAUGUGAAGAGUUUAGAGACAGAAGAAGAGCAAGAAUAUCUCACUUCAAGUUAUAUUAACAUCUCCACUGAUUCAUUGCAAGGCAGCAAGAAGUAUUUGGUUUGGGUCCAAGCUACAAAUGUGCUGGGCAUGGAAAAGUCAAAACAACUGCAAGUUCACCUGGACGAUAUAGUGAUACCUUCGGCAUCAAUUAUUUCCAGGGCUGAGGAUAUAAAUACUACAGUGCCCAGGACCGUAAUCCACUGGACUAGUCAAACAUCAAUUGAAAGGGUUUCCUGUGAAAUGAGAUACAAGGCUACAACAAACCAAACCUGGAAGAUUAAAGAAUUUGACGUCAAUUUGACCUACAUGCAACAGUCAGAAUUCUACUUGCAGCCAAACACUAAGUACAUAUUUCAAGUGAGAUGUCAAGAAACAGGUAAAAGGUACUGGCAGCCCUGGAGUUCACCCUUUUUUCAUAAAACUCCUGAAACAGUCCCCCAGGUCACAGUGAAAUCAUUCCAAAAUGACGCUCAGAAUUCUGGGCUUCCAGUUGCUUCCAUCUUUAAAGGACACCUUACCUCUGACAACAGGCAACAAGACAUUGGCCUUUUAUUGGGAAUGGUCUUCUUUGCCGUUUUGUUGUCAAUUCUUUCUUUGAUUGGGAUAUUUAACAGAUCGCUCCGAACGGGAAUUAAAAGAAGACUCUUAUUGCUAAUACCAAAGUGGCUUUAUGAAGACAUUCCUAAUAUGGAGAACAGUCAUGUUGUGAAAAUGCUACAGGAAAAGAGUGAAUUUAUGAGUAAUAAUUCCAGUGAACAGGUCCUAUAUGUUGACCCGGUGAUUACAGAGAUAGAAAUCUUUCUCCCAGAAGAAAAACCCAUGGGCUACAAGAAGGAAAAGAAUACAGGAUCCCUAGAGACAAGAAACAGCCUGCAAACAUCACUACUCUCCAACACUACAGUUGUGUAUAUUCCUGAUCUCAACACUGGGUAUAAACCCCAGAUUUCAAAUUUUCUCACUGGGGGAAACCAUCUCAGCAGUAAUGAUGAAACGGCUUCCUCAACUUUGGAACCACCAGCUGAUGCCUUAAACCUGGGCAAGAAUGCCAGGUUUAAAAAAUAUCCUCAUUUUGCCUUUUCUGUCUCAAGUAUGACUUCGCUAAGCAACACACUAUUUCUUGAAGAAUUAAGCCUCAUUUUAAAUCAAGGAGAAUGCAGUCCUACAGACUUGCAAAACUCAAUAGAGGGGGAAACCACUGUACAGCUUCUAGAAAAUGCGUCACCAAAUGAAACUAUCCCAGAACAGACUCUGCUGCCCGACGAAUUUGUCUCCUGCUUGGGGAGAAUGAACACAGAGUUGCCAUCUAUUAAUUCUUAUUUUCCACAAAAUAUUUUGGAAAGUCACUUCAAUAGGAUUUCUCUAUUAGAGAAGUAGAGCUGUGUAGUCAAAAUUAAUGUGGGAAAUCAUCGGCCUUGCAAUCUGAAGAUGGAUUUCUUCCUCAACACAUAUUUAAUUCUGCCCUCUUUUUCAAAAUUAGAGAAUUAAUAUCCAAAGCUGGAACUUACUUCAUGGCCAAAAAGCAGCAGCAAUAUUAGAGAUGCCUUGUAUAUUUUAAAAAAUGUCUUUUUUUUUUUUUUUUUUAACAGCUGUACCUGUGACAUGUGGAAGUUCCCAGACUGGGGGCUGAAUUGGAGCUGCAGCUGAGGCCCAUGCCACAGCCUUGGCAAUACCAGAUCCAAGCCACAUGUGACCUACGCCCACAGCUUGAGGCACUGCUGGAUCCUUAACCCACUGAGCAAGGCCAGGGAUCGAACCUGCAUCCUCAUGAAGACUACCUCAGGUCCUUAAUCCAUGGAGCCACAAUGGGAACUCCCAACUGUAUCUUUUUUAUUUUCCCUCAUUGCAAAGCACAAACAGAUCACUCUGUUGUAUGAACAGUAAAGCAAAGUAUAUGGUAGUGAAAGAAAUAAUGAAAAUCUUUAAAAUCGAGUAUUUGAUUUUAAUUCUUUAAAAUUUAGUAUUUGCUUGCAAGAGGAGAAACAUGUUUAAUUUUAAUUGUAUUGCUUAAUAUUCUCUUGAGUGGAUAAAAUAUAGCCCACAAACAACAAAAUAAGUAAGGGAUAGAAACAAAGGAGCAAUUAAUUACGUUUGCUGUGUUGGUUUUUUUUCCUACUACUCCCUAUUCAGGUGUUAAGGAUUUGAUCUUCCUUAUUUUGGACUGAGAGCUGUAAAACAGCGAUGUAUGGAAAUCAUGAGAUAGUUGCCUUCAUUCCGGUUAAGAGUGAUGAUAUUGUUUUCCUGAGGGGUUAGCUGUGUAUUAAUUAUACCACAAUAGAUUUAUUGAGGCAAAGGAUGCAGGAUCGACAAGCUGUAAUUAUUUCUGUUGAUUAGAUAUAUAUCAGAAAAUUAUUGCUGGCAUUCCUGUUGUGGCUCAGCAGUUAAUGACCCUGACUAACAUCCA